AUCGAUUCAAAUUAUUUUUUUAUACUAGAAAAAUCGAUGCUUUUUGCUGCUGAUUAAUCGAUCGAUCGCCAUCCCUAACUUCCAUCAUUCGAAGACAUUGUCAAAUUUUUAAUCUCUCGCUAUUUCGCAUUUUAUGUAUUUUUUUGUAUUCGCUGUUUCGCUUUCGUUACAUAGGUAGCUUUCUUUCGCUCGUGAAUUUUUCCAACGUAUUGUAUUUGGCCUUCGACAUCGUGAAGAGAAAGAAUUUGUGUGACCUUGUUUACUUUGUAACACAGAAAAAGCAACUUAUUUAUAUAAACUUAAAAUUUUAUUUUAACGUAUUUUGUUGGCACAGAGGUUAAAUAGACCUUCAGGAACAACAUAGGCAUUUUUCUGAAAAUUCCUAUGGGCGCUAAGCCCCGUGUAAAGCUAGCCUUUAAUGAAAAUGAAAAUCAAAAUUUAAUAAAAAGAAUAAAAUGGAAGACUUAAAUUUGUCUUUGUUACAGUACAAUGAGCAGCUAAAGAUGGUCACAGAAUCCCUUCAAACUGUUGAAGACAAUACAGAGCAGAAAUCUUUACUUGAAUUGCAAUCUGAAUUGCAAGAGCUCAUUCAGCUUACACAAGAAAGCUUGGAUGCUACAAGAGCUACAUUAGCUAAUGAUAAAACAACCACUUCAGAAAAUCCUACCAAGACACAAGAGAAAGAUGAGUUAGAUGAUGAAUAUGCAUUGUUCAUGCAAGAAAUGGCUAAAUCUGGAGCUUGUGAAUCUGAAAAUCAAGAAGAAGAACCUUCUAAAAGCAAUAGUGUAAAUACAGACAGUGAAGAUAUUGAGGAUGAACUGGCAACAUUAUUGGGCAUGAAGUGUGCUGUAUACCACACACACAAAUGGGGCGGACAGCCUACUCUACACAACGCAAUGGUCAGUGCAGUGGAGCCCCGGCAGGAUGAUGAUCAAUUUAAAGAUCUUCAGGUGAGAGUGCUCUUCACUCAUCCAACACACACAGAGAUGUUGCCUUGUCCCUUUUUUCUUGAUGGCGAAUGUAAAUUUGAUGAUGAAAAAUGUAGGUACUCACAUGGUGCCGUUGUACCUUUAUCAAAUCUCAAAGAAGCUAUAGAACCUAAUUUUGACACUAUCAAAGCGGGAAGUAGAAUUCUACUAAAGUUGAAGCCACCAGAUGAUGAGGAUAUAAGCUUAACAAAAAGAUCUACAGAGAAAUACCACUUAUGGCACAGAGCUGUAGUGAAACACGUGGACAUUGAGAAACGGAUGUGUAUAGCGAAGCUUGAACAUGGAGCCAAGUCUGGUGACAAAAGGAAAUCUUCAGAUGAAUUACACGUCCGGUUGGAGGAGUUGUUUCCUUUGUCUGCCGAUGGCGAGGAAGAUUCUGAUAGCGACGACAGCAUUAGUGAUACGGAGUAUCCGGACAGUAAAGUAACACGUUCGGAAGAGUUGGACUCGCGAUCGCUUCUCAUCGAGAGAAGUCUACACAACAACGGCCCUGCCAUUGGAGAGUGGGAGCGGCACACCAGAGGUAUCGGGUCGAAGCUGAUGCUCGCGAUGGGCUACGAGCCGGGCCGCGGGCUGGGCGCGCGCGGCGCGGGCCGCCUGCAGCCGGUGGAGGCGCGCGCGCUGCCCCCGGGCCGCGGCCUGGACCACUGCAUGGCGCUCUCCGAGGCGGCCGCGGCCCGGGACCCGCUCAAGGUUGAGCAAAAGCUAAAACGAUUACAAAAGAAAGAAGUGGAACGACACAAAAGAGCUUACGAACGCGAGAAAGAGAAGGAAAGACGAAAUGUUUUUAAUUUUCUUAAUCGAACACUGGGAGACAAAGGGGAUGAUGAAGAACCCUCACAUGCGUCGCCUGCGGUAGACGUCAGGCAGUCAACUAGCAAAGACCUCAAUAUCGAACAGUUCAAAAUAACAGAAGACACCAGACGACUGGAGAAGGAGAUACUGAAGUUGAACACCUCACUAGCACGGCACCCCUCGGGCUCAACCGGCCAUCGAAGCAUUCACUUGCAAAUACUAGAGAAAACUAAGGAGCUCAACACUCUCAAAAAUAAGGAACAACUAAUAUCCAAAGAGCAAAGACAUAGAAAAGAUAAACAAAAAAUGACAGUUUUUUAACAACUAAAAUUAUCUAGGGUAGGUUGUAAUAGCUGUAAGAUAAUUGCAAUAAAAGAAGGACUAUGUUAA
Messenger RNA from Amyelois transitella, 2174 nucleotides. Its product is annotated as zinc finger CCCH-type with G patch domain-containing protein. Gene Ontology annotation, biological process: regulation of transcription by RNA polymerase II; negative regulation of DNA-templated transcription. Lineage: Eukaryota; Metazoa; Arthropoda; Insecta; Lepidoptera; Pyralidae. The record is from RefSeq and is a predicted model, not a curated record. Gene Ontology annotation, molecular function: metal ion binding; DNA-binding transcription factor activity, RNA polymerase II-specific; RNA polymerase II cis-regulatory region sequence-specific DNA binding. Gene Ontology annotation, cellular component: nucleus. The transcript has 10 exons. The coding region runs from base 456 to 2105 and encodes 549 amino acids.